This is a messenger RNA of Colossoma macropomum (tambaqui), 4106 nucleotides long. RefSeq names its product alkaline ceramidase 2 (gene acer2). Bases 338 to 1162 code for a protein of 274 amino acids. Gene Ontology annotation, molecular function: hydrolase activity, acting on carbon-nitrogen (but not peptide) bonds, in linear amides. The transcript has 6 exons. Gene Ontology annotation, cellular component: membrane. Gene Ontology annotation, biological process: ceramide metabolic process. The record is from RefSeq and is a predicted model, not a curated record. Lineage: Eukaryota; Metazoa; Chordata; Actinopteri; Characiformes; Serrasalmidae.
AUGUUGCUUUGUUGUUGUGAGCGCCGUGCAGGGGAAUGAGAAGAGAGCGGCUGCUCUGAGCUGCCCCACAGUUCAGCUGGACAGCAAGAUGACAAGACCGGUCGAAGCGAUUAGCCACAGAUCACUGAGCAAAACGCAGACGCGGUUCAGAAACACUUUAAGUCCCGUCGAGGUCGAGCUGUCAAUCCAGAACUCCUAGCCUGCGUCCGUUAACUUAGCGCUGAACUGAUCCUGCUUCAGUCGACACUCAUCUCGUUUGCACCAGUUUGUAGAUCGCGUAUCUGGCCAAGUAGGCGGCUGUGGUAGCUGCUGUUGGCUUUGAGUGACGCGAUUAAACAUGAAUGUACUUUUCUGGAAUCAGCUCCAAGCUGGAAGCUCGGAGGUGGACUGGUGUGAGGGGAAUUAUCUGAUCUAUUCUGGAAUAGCGGAGUUUUAUAACACGAUAAGCAACAUUCUGUUUUUCAUUCUGCCACCUAUUUUGAUGUGUCUUUUUCGCCAGUAUGCAACUCAUUUCAACAGUGGGAUUUAUCUGAUAUGGACACUGCUGGUGGUGGUCGGGAUUGGCUCCACUUACUUCCAUGCUACACUGAGUUUCCUGGGACAGAUGCUGGAUGAAUUAGCAAUACUGUGGGUGCUUAUGUGUGCCAUUGGCAUGUGGUUCCCCAAGAGAUACCUUCCUAGGAUAUUCCGUAGAGACAGGUCAAGGUUUAAAUUGGUCGUAGGCAUUCUUUCAGGGAUCACUACUGGCCUGGCCUUCAUAAAGCCGGCCAUUAACUCAAUCUCAUUAAUGACCUUGGGAAUCCCAUGCACAGCUCUUCUCAUCACAGAGCUUAAGAGAUGUGAGAACCUGCGCGUGUUUAAGCUGGGUCUGCUGGCUGGCCUCUGGUGGACCCUGGCGCUGAUGUGCUGGAUCAGUGACCGUAUCUUCUGUGAGAUGUGGUCGUCAGUCAACUUCCCUUACCUGCAUUGCGCCUGGCACAUUUUGAUCUGCCUGGCCUCCUACCUUGGCUGUGUGUGCUUCGCUUACUUCGAUGCGGCUUCUGAGGCUCCAGAGCAGGGUCCUGUGGUCAAAUUCUGGCCCAGUGAGAAGUGGGCCUUCAUUGGGGUGCCCUACGUCACCCUGCUGUGCGUUCACCGGAAGCCCUCCAUCAAGGUCACGUGACCGUCCAGUGCUGUCUAAUUUACUACCUUCUCAAUGCACUUUUUUUCGGAGACUGAGGAUAAAAAUGUUUUUUUUGUCAGUGUUAAUAAUAAUUUACACUCUACACCUCAUCGUGUUUUGUUAUGAACUGAUGCGGCAGCACAAAUGAUUUGUGUUUAACAGCACAGGACAAGCGCACAGCUAAACUCGGAUGCUCCUGUUGGACUGUGGCAUAAAUAGGUCCGGUCUCUCAAGCUGUAAUGUUUUUACGUACCAGCAGUGCACCUAAUUAAACCUUUAUUGUUAUGUGUGGACACUGGAUUUCAAAACCCACAGUAGUGUGCAAAAGUCUUAGGCAACCAAGAACAUUGAUUAAUACUGUUCAUCUUGGCAGUAAAUCUGUUUAUCUUUGCCAGUAAAAAGACUGUAUAACUUCAGAUUAAAUACAAAUAAACAUAAAUAUAGUAAAAUGUAACAUUUUUUUCCACAAAGCUUAUAGUUAUUAACUUGUGGGUUGGAAGGGCAUAAAAGAACACAGGUCUGGUUCCUGACUUCUCUGUGCACCAGCAGCACACCAGGUUUAAUUUAAUGAAGGAUUGAUUAGAUAAACUUGUUAUUGGAUGGCAGAUAUCAAAUCACAAUAUAUUAUUUACUUUUUUUACAUUUGUAACGCUAGAUUUUUUUUUAACACGUAAAUGCAUACUGCCCAGAAUAAACGGCAUUCGAAAUUGUUUUCUCAAGUGCCUAAGACUUUUACACGGUACUGAACACUAUCCUUAGCAAAGUACGUUCUAAAAGCACAGAGGAUUAAAUAAUUGUUUGUUCGCACAAAAGUUUUUACUCUUGCUUAUCUGAGUGUUGAUGGUGAAGUAUAUACCAAGUUCACUUCUACAGUGUAUCUUUAACAGAUAUGCAAAGAUGUAUAAAAAAAAUGACUGAAUGAGCACGUUUAUAGUAAUUGGUUGUUGAUGUAUUUUACCAAAUAGCCAUGUACAAUGUGCUAAAAACAAUCCACAGGAUCAAAGUACAGUUGUAUGCAAGAGUUUGGACACCCCCAGUCACAUGACAUCUUUUGUUGAUUUUCUAAGUAAAAGUAAGUCAACACAUCCUCUACAGAAAACAGAGAACAAGUUUUACAAAUUGGCAAAAGUACAUAAUAAACCAAAAAAUGCUUUGUUUUUUUUCCCCUAUGUUAAAUUCAUAUGUUACAUUUUGCAAAUAAACAGUUAUUUUGCAUGUGUUAAAGGGGAAAUCCACCAGUUUUUAAUUUUUUUGCAUAAUAUUAUUGUUGUGAUGUAAACAAAGUCAUUCAGAGUGGCCUGAUGUGAAACAGUUUGUUGUAGAGAAACUUACCACCUUAGAUUUCUUUACAGUGGUGCUGAUGGGAACCAGGGGCCACAAUGUCUACCACACAAAUAUAGCCAUUUGAUUUACUGUCCAACCAGUGAAUCUACAUGUGUCUUCUGACUUAUGUAAUGUUGAUGAUAAUACAGUGGAAACUCUGAAAAAAGACGUUUUCUUUUUGGACUAUUUAGCCUGACAACACCCUGCAUGUACCCCUCCAUCAUAAAUGGAUUAAAAUAAAUGGAUUAACAAGAUGUUUUAGGCUAAGACUUUAUCAUACAGCUAUUGUAAAGCAUUCAUAUCGUAGAAUAUUCAUAACCCAUUCAUGUAAUAACUGUUUGAGGGAGCUUUCAGAAGCAUUAACUCUUCAGACAUCUGGUUCCUGUCACUACCACUGUGAACAAUUUUGACUCAGUAACUUUCUCUAGAAUGAAGCAUUUCACAUCAGACCACUCUGAAUGACUUUAUCAUUUUACAUCUUAACCAUUUAAUUAUGUAGAAAUUUUGACAAUCUGUGGAAAAACUGGUGGAGUUCCCCUUUAACUUAUUUCUUUCCUUUUUGAAAAUCAACAAAACAUGUUAUAUGACUGGGGGCACCCAAACUUUUGCAUUUGACUGAAUCUAAACCAAGAGCAAAUGUCUUUAAUUAUGCCAAAUGCUCUUCCUCACAUUAGAUAAUAAUUUUAUUAAUAUUGAUACUAAUACCUUUAUAAUCUAUGGCUGUUAACUUGGUGGACUAAUAUUUAGUUUAAUGGUGUUUAUGGGCUGAGCUAAGUCACAUGAACUUUGAUCUCACUUAAUGAAGGGUUACAUUUAAUAUGUAUUAAUACCUUAACAGAGCUUAACACAGAUGUUUUGAUUUUGAAAAAGGGAGGCAUUUUGUGCUUUUGGCAAACUGUAUUGCAGGCUUUGUUGAAGGACUUAUUCUAGCUAUUGCCUCUGCUCAUAAAUGAUUGCAUGGAAGUUUGUUUGGUGAAAUGCAUAUAAAGGAAUGUUCUGCUGAGAAUGUUUAUCUAAUGUUUGCUAGUUGGUUGUAUUUCUUCUUCAUGAGGGGUUCAAUGAGGGGUUUAAUGAGGGGUUUCUGAGCAUAUUUCUUGCUGAAAGACUUGAAUGGAGACUGAAAGCUCUAAAAUCACUCUGCUAUUUUGUGUGCGGCUGGUUGAUGAUGGACUGAGGAGGAUGACCGCAGUACGACCGAAGUAAUCAUUCUACAUAAGUGAUGUCAUCCUUUGCAAGAAUUUAAAUUUACAGUGCCACAACAUAGCAUCAGUGUUACUGAGACUGAAUCAGCUCUGUUUCAGCAGUGAAAUCUAAAUCUGUUUUUGUACAGCUAUUACUAAAUCAGCUUCCUCUACUUUUGUAAAUGAGAAAAUGAUUGGAAGACUGAGGGUAAACAAUGCCAUGAAGGGCUGUUUUUUGGGGCUGUUUCAUCAGUUUUUUGCUGUUUCGUCACUCAGAGGUGACACAGGGACCAAGUAUACAAAGACUAUUUAUUUUUCUUGUUGGUAACUAAUCUUUUUGUAGGUAUUGCUGACAAAUGACUGUUUGUAAUUGGAACAACAUUUAAUGACUGUAUUUUUGCAUUUUAUUUUAUGUAAUAAAAAAGUUUCAUAUUACCAAC